Messenger RNA from Anoplophora glabripennis (Asian longhorned beetle), 2727 nucleotides. RefSeq names its product IQ and AAA domain-containing protein 1-like. Gene Ontology annotation, molecular function: ATP binding; protein binding; ATP hydrolysis activity. The transcript has 2 exons. Bases 1 to 2727 code for a protein of 908 amino acids. The record is from RefSeq and is a predicted model, not a curated record. Lineage: Eukaryota; Metazoa; Arthropoda; Insecta; Coleoptera; Cerambycidae.
AUGUCUUUCGAGUACUACGUGAAUUGGUGGAUAACAGCCAGGAAUAAAUUUGAAGAUUUAUACCAAAGAGACGAACAAUGGCGCCAAAAAAAGAAACCGAUCAAGGACAGGAAAUUGGCAAAUAAACUAUUAGGCGGCUUCUACGCGAAGUAUUCCAUGUUGGUGCAAGAGUUAGACGCGUGCUUGGAUCAAAUUGCCCAUCCUCAGAAACGUAUAACAAUGAGAAAACUAAUGGAUGCGGCUACGAUCAGAUUAUGUGAAUUCAAUACUGAACUUAGAAAUGUUGACUUUUCUGAGUAUCACUACAUCGACGAUACUCUAGUGGAACUAAAAUUAGUACCUUACGAUGUAGAAAUACUACACCCAGCUUUAUUCUACCCCAGACCUUUGACUAUUGAAGAUAUGUGGGAUAGGAUUAAAAAAGGAGAAAAGAUUUAUAUUCCGCCUGAACCCAUAGUGGAAGUGGAAAAACCACCAGAUGAAAAUGCACAGGGACAAGGAGAUGGACAACCAGCUGAAGAUAAAACUGAAGAUAAACCAAAAGAAGAACUUUCACAAGAAAAAUCGGAGAAGAAAGAACGCAAGCAAAAGAAAGGAACUAGACCGAAGCAACAAUUCGUCGCAGAAGAGAAACAACUAAGUGCUGAAGAACAGGCGGAAAUACAAAGAAAAUUACUGGUAACAGAAACAGUAAAAACAAUACAGAACGCAGAAAGGGGACGACAAUCACGUCUCUACUUUUCUGAGAGAUUGUCCAUAUUGAAACAAAGAAAAAAGAUAGCUGAAACCAAAAUAGUCCCCAAACCACCAGAACCAGAAAUUGCGAACAGUGUCGCAAUGAAAAUACAGACUGUUUGGAGAGGACACGCAGUUCGCCAAUCGCUUCAAAGACGAGAAGCUGAUAGAAGACUACUUAUAGGAAUGACUGAACCAAGCUGGAGAUCUAAAGAGGAAUUCGAAAUAUUAGAGCGAAAUUUAAAUAAAAGACGGGCGUACAGAGACCAACGCAUUAGAGAGUACAUCGAAGCUAUAGAUAAGGAAAAAUCUCGGGUCCUCAGAGUUGUAGGCCCUGGGCUGGCUGAAGAUAUAGGGGAUGAAAUUAGAGAAUGGUUCUAUCAGUGGUACAUUAAAGCUAAUGCCUUCGACAAAUACCCACCGGAAGUGAAAGGUGGGACGAUUUUAGUGGUACGAGGUGAAACGAUGACUCCAGAAGAAUACUUAAGAGACUUUGAGAAAAAACAGAAAGAAAAAGCCAAAGAUAAAGGAAAAGAAAAGGAAGCAGCGAAGAAGGAAAAGGAAAAGAAGCUGGCGGAAGCCAAGAAGAAAAAAGAACUUGAAAAGAAGAAAAAAGAAGCAGAAGCGAAGAUGAAAAAGAAGAAGAAAGUAUCUGACUUUGAGUACGAAUAUACCGACACCCUUGCCAAGCCUCUGUAUGACGCGGGACAAUUGGAGUUGAAGGAAAUAUGGGAUCAAAGAAACGAUUUUGAGAAUCCUUUAGAAAAACAUUACAUGGACCUCAUAACUGACAAUGAAUGUUAUUUGUUGCAAUUAGAAGUAAGGAGAGUUGUGGAUGAAUUAAUGGUGCUUGAACUGGAUCUGCUAGUGGAGGCUUUGGAAAAAGACAAAGCAAGACUGAAAGGCAAAAAGUACAAAAAGAAGAAAGGCAAAAAGAAGAAGGGCAAGAAAAAGAAAAAAGGUAAAAAGGAUCCGACGGGCAAUAGAACCAUAGAGGACUUAUUCCAAGAAUUGUUUGAUUGUGGAAUAAUACGAACGUAUCCUGAAGCAAAGCUGACUGACUAUAAAGGCGAUUUCAGUUAUAAGAACUGGAACGUGAGAGCCAUGAAAUUUGACCCACCUGCCACUCUGCUGGAUGUCCGGCAGGCAGUUAUAAUGAAUUGCAUUAUGCCUUUAGGAGUGGAAGUUAUGAAGAGGCCGAGGUCUGUAUUGAUUUGUGGACCACGACAGACCGGAAAACAUCUACUAGCAAACGCUAUAUUUAACGAAACUAAAUGUGUAUUAUUCGACCUAUCCCCAGAAGUUACAGCCGGUAAAUACCCAGGAGUCAAGGGAAUGAAAAUGCUUAUCCAUCUAGUAAGCAAAAUGUCUCGACUACUUGCUCCGUCCAUUAUCUACUUUGAAGCAGCGGAGAAAAUAUUUUACAAAAAAGUGCCUAAGGAGGAGAAAGAGUUAGACCCAAAGAGGAUUGGUAAAAAGUUGUUCAAAGGAAUUAUUAAAGCUAUCGCUCCAGCAGAUAGGGUAUUGGUGUUGGGUAUAACAGGGAAGCCAUGGGCGGCCCAGGCAGCGAAACUGAAGAAGACUUUCGAGAGGAACAUCUUGAUACCGCGUCCAGACUAUGGAAGCCUUUACGUCUAUUGGAGAGAACUCUUGAUGCCUUACCAUGCUAUUGACAGAGAAAUAAACGUCACCAGCUUGGCGACAGUUACCGUCAACUAUCCUCUUCCUGUCAUAAAAGACGUCAUUCAAAGGAUUAUGACUCCCAGGAGGAUCAUUCAGCUGAAGUAUAACCCCUUGAGGCCUAAAGAAGUCUUUGAGGUUUUGGUCUCAGAGGGUUUAGAACCCAUCAGUGAUAAAGAGUUUAGCAAGUUCUUGAAGUGGUACUACAAGACUCCCUUAGGCAAGGACAGAGCUGCCUUUAAUAAAUAUGAGGAAGAUCUUAGAGAGGUCGAGAAACAGGCGAAGGAAAAAGCUGAGAAGUCUAAGAAAUAG